AUGGCUGCAUACCUCCGCCCUUCACUCAAGGUAGCCGGGGCCGCUGCCGCCGGAGCGAGUGUGGCCUACGUUGGCCACCAGUAUUGGAAUACCACCUCGUUCUUCUUCAGCACAGCACAUGCCGAGUCUCUGCCCUCAGACUCUCAGGCAGCCUUGAAGAAGGUGCAAUGGAAGGGAUUCACCGAGCUCAAGCUGCAAAGCGCCGAGAGCGUCAACCACAAUGUUCGACGACUGACUUUCGCGCUGCCCGACGAUCAAUCUAUCACUGGCCUUCCCCCUAUCACAUCCCUUCUCACCAGACAUACACCUGAAGGCGCAUGGGUUCCCGUCUUCAGACCUUACACGCCUAUUAGCGACAAUGAUCAAGCCGGCACCGUGACAUUCAUGGUCAAAAAAUACCCCAAUGGCAAGGGAUCCGGCAAGAUGCACUCCUUGAAGCCUGGAGAUACGCUCCUGUUCAAGCCGCUGCACGAGUUCGACUAUAAGCCCAACCAGUUCUCGGCGGUGACCUUAAUUGCCGGAGGCUCGGGUAUUACUCCCCUCUAUCAGCUGACCAGGGCCAUCCUCAACAACCCGGACGACAAGACCAAGAUUGCCCUCGUCUAUGCCAACAAUUCCGAAGAGGACAUUCUGCUGAAGAAUGAAUUCGACGAACUGGCCCAGAAGUAUCCCGGUCGCUUCACCCGACUCUACACCGUCAGCAAAACCACACCCCAAAACGAAGGCCUCUAUGAGAAGGGCUACGUGACCAAGGAGCUUCUGAGCAAAGUGAUCCCACCCAGAUCGACUGGAGGCCAAACCAAGGUGCUGGUCAGCGGCCCACCGCCCAUGGUUGAGAGUGUCGCUGGCGCCAAAGGUGGCUUUGGCUGGACCCAGGGUUCCCUCGGAGGCGUUCUGAAGGAGCUAGGGUACACGAAGGAAGAAGUGCAUAAGUUCUAG
Molecule: messenger RNA, 939 nt
Organism: Capronia epimyces CBS 606.96
Lineage: Eukaryota; Fungi; Ascomycota; Eurotiomycetes; Chaetothyriales; Herpotrichiellaceae
Exons: 3
Coding region: 1-939 (312 amino acids)
Biological process (GO): ergosterol biosynthetic process
Molecular function (GO): cytochrome-b5 reductase activity, acting on NAD(P)H
Source: RefSeq, a predicted model, not a curated record